Molecule: messenger RNA, 1359 nt
Organism: Lacerta agilis (Sand lizard)
Lineage: Eukaryota; Metazoa; Chordata; Lepidosauria; Squamata; Lacertidae
Gene: SAMD12
Product: sterile alpha motif domain containing 12
Exons: 4
Coding region: 1-525 (174 amino acids)
Biological process (GO): cell surface receptor protein tyrosine kinase signaling pathway
Cellular component (GO): cytoplasmic side of plasma membrane
Molecular function (GO): protein binding
Source: RefSeq, a predicted model, not a curated record
AUGCUAGAGUGCGACAGAACGUUGAAAACCUUUCAUGUCGUCCUUUCCUACCCUCCAGACUCAUUGCAAUUCCUUCUUCCAGCUAUCCAUUGCAGUCUAAAUCCAAACGGUAUCGACCUCUCCAUCCACACGGAAGGAAUUAACCUGCAACUUGAAGGCGAGAGAGUGGACUCGUCCUCCCAUAAGAAGGAGAGCUCUUCCAAGUUGCUUGAGUCAAAAGGAACACCCAAGAGACAGCAUGGGGAGCCAGAAUCAUCUAAGUCUAAUAUUGUGAAACUGACCAAGCCGGUGGCGCUGUGGACCCAGCAGGAUGUGUGCAAGUGGCUGAAGAAACACUGCCCUAAUCAGUAUCAAAUCUACAGCCGUGCGCUGCUCAGGCUGACAGACAAAAAGCUCGAGCGCAUGGGGAUUGCGCAGGAGAGCUUGCGGCAGCACAUUCUGCAGCAGGUCCUCCAGCUCAAGGUGCGCGAGGAAGUCCGAAACCUCCAGCUGCUCACGCAAGCCUCGGCAGAGAGCUCUUCGUAAACGUUGCCAGCCUCUGAAGCUGCCACCCUGCCAGAUGAUUCCGAAAUGAACUUUUUCUCCACGAGCGAUGGCACUGCCAAAAGAAGACCGCUCUCGAGAACUGGAGGAGUAGCCAAAGCCCAACCCGUCUCGUCGGCGGGAUAAAACAUGAAGAAUCUUGGUUUGCUUGGGGGAUUGAAAUAAUGGUGCUGACUUUCUCCGGCUUGUCAUUGGUGGACGCUUUAGGCUGGAAAACCUGCUUCUGAUACUCAUCACUGUGCAUAAACUUCGUGUUCCCAUCGGGGAACUCUCUGACCUUCACUAAAAGUUCUGGGUUUGGGGAUUCCAUUUUAGGUUUUUUGGGGGGGGAUGUUCUUUAGCAUGACAACACUGGAUUAUAUUAUGUAUGCAGACGGCAUGAUGUUUAUUGGAAUGGGUUGGGCGGGAAGUUCCAUCUCUGCAAACUCACUGGAAAUGUUCACAAUUAUCCUUGCUCCCUGAUAGGAAUGUAGGCAUAUCCUGUAUGUGUUAGUGAUCCAGCUGAAUGGUAAAUUCCAUCCUACGGUAUCGGCAUUCCAUACGUGAUCUCCACACAGACGUUCUCGCGGAUUUGGUCGUGCUGUGGGAAACUUUCUGAGAACACGGAUCUGUUAAAAACGAGUUUCACGGAUCUCCCUUUCACUAGGAUUGUACCUUAAGUCUAGCUCAUGAUUUGCAUCCCUUCACCGAUUCCUGCGAGGUUGGUCUGGUAACUUGUCUGGAUGUUGUUAGACUAUUUUGACACUUUACUUAUAGAAGUAGUAGAAUGAGAGCACGUACGUUUCUUUGCUGCACUAAUUCCUACGCCCCCCCCCC